This is a messenger RNA of Tetrahymena thermophila SB210, 477 nucleotides long. RefSeq names its product Rpp14 family protein. Lineage: Eukaryota; Ciliophora; Oligohymenophorea; Hymenostomatida; Tetrahymenidae. The transcript has 3 exons. Gene Ontology annotation, molecular function: ribonuclease P RNA binding. Gene Ontology annotation, cellular component: ribonuclease P complex. Gene Ontology annotation, biological process: tRNA 5'-leader removal. The record is from RefSeq and is a predicted model, not a curated record.
AUGGUUAGGUUUAAAAAUAGAUAUCUUCUAUGUGAAAUCGUUUUCGAUUAAGAAGAAUGCUCAAAUUCUGAGCAGGAAUUAUAAUAGAUUUUAUAGCCAGUUUCAAUUAAAAAUGCUAUUGCUGAAGCUAUACUGUUAAAUUAUGGAGAUUUUGGAGCAGCAUAGACAUAACUAAAUUUAUAAAUAAAGUAUGCAGACAGCACAACUAGGUUAUUUAUUGUUAGAAUGGCUCGUGAUAAUUUAGAUAUUGUUUGGAAUUCAAUAAAUUUCAUUUAACUAUUAGGCCUAUACAGAGUUAAAAUUAGAGUUCUACAUAGUAGUGGCACAAUAAAAAAAUAAGAAAUUAUGGCGAAAAGGUAUCUAAGUAGAUGGAUUCACAAAAUGCUUAAUAAUAAAAAUAUUUUAGAAAGUGUAAAAACUAGUUUGUUGUAAAAAUAUUAAUAAGCAAAGGCUGAAUUGGAGUAAUUAGAUUAAUGA